Messenger RNA from Chiroxiphia lanceolata (lance-tailed manakin), 2502 nucleotides. RefSeq lists its product as uncharacterized. Lineage: Eukaryota; Metazoa; Chordata; Aves; Passeriformes; Pipridae. The transcript is spliced from 19 exons. Gene Ontology annotation, cellular component: cytoplasm. Bases 1 to 2502 code for a protein of 833 amino acids. The record is from RefSeq and is a predicted model, not a curated record.
AUGGCAGAGAGACGCUUCAGCCUGUAUCCAGGACGGGACCGGACACAAGAACAGGACCGCGCCCGUGGACGCUUCCUCAGGGCAGCACAGGCUUGUCUGACAUCCCUGACCAUUCGGCGUAGAAAGACCAGGAUCACACCAGCUGAGGUCCUGGCACAGCCUGACCCCACGCCGAGUGAGCUCAAGGCACACCCUGAUGUUGGCACCGCGUCGAGUGAUGGCACAGCAAACUGUGACAGUGCGGUGACCGAGGAUGGGACAAACUCCAACACCGCCCUGCCUGAGCUCAGCACAGAGGCUGACGGGGCAACGACUGAGGGCAUGGCAGACACUGAGAGCACACCUGUUCAGCGCCUGCCCGAUGCUCCCAGUCUGGACGUUCUUGGGGACGGAGCUGUCUCUGCUCAAGAAGCCAUGGAGCCAGACAGAGGAAUGGAGCAGAGACCUCCCAGCAUUCCCAAGCAGGCCUGGGUGAAGGAUGAGGAGGAAGGCCCUGGGCCUGCCCCAUCCCAGCAGCCUGAGGAGGCAGAACAGUCUCAGCCCCUGCAGGAGGAUCCAGGACGGGACCGGACACAAGAACAGGACCGUGCCCGUGGCCGCUUCCGCAGGGCAGCACAGGCCUUUCUGACACUAUUGGGUAUUCGGCGUAGAAAGACCAGGACCUCACCAGCUGAGGUCAUAGCACAGCCUGACCCCACGCAGAGACCUCCCAGCGUGCCCCAGGUGGCCCGGGUGAAGGAGGAGGAUGAGGAGGAAGGCCCUGGAGUGGCCCCAGCACAGCAACCUGAAGAGGUGGAGCAGUCUCAGCCCUUGCAGGAGGGCCAGGACAGCGGUGCAGACACCAACAGCAGGUCUGCUCAGAGUGGGAAAGAUGGUCCCUCUCUGGAUGUUCCUGAGGAGAACGGUGUCUCUGAUGCAAAGCAAGUGCCAGCCUUCGUCAGGAACGUGCACCAGAGACUGACAGCCAACGCCACUCCAGAAGAGAAGCUACUGAUGGAGUUUCUGAGGGUGACUGAUGAACACCCUGAUGAUGCUGUGGUGACCCUCCUGCGCUGUGCCCCAUCGUGUGACAGAGCUGCUGCCAUCAUGUGGAGGACCAUCACCUCACCAGGAAGGACAGUGGUGAAGGUGCUGCCACAGCUGCUCUCCGUGAUGGAGGACUGGCCACUGCACAGCACGUCCACCUCCGACGGGGACGAAACGGAUGUCUUUGCCCUGGCUGCAACCAGGGUGAUCUGGGAGACUCUGCAGUUGUUCCAGUUCCCAGAGUCAUUGACAGAGUACUCCCCCUGUCUCCUCGUGGCUCUGCUCUUCCAAGUUCUCAUCAGCACAGAGCAGACGCCAGAGGAGGUCGACACCUUCUGGAGGGGAUGCCGGCAGCAACACAACCUUCCCACCCAGCCCAACAGGUUUGCAGUGCUGACAAUGAAGGCUCUGCUUUGCCAUCUGGAGUGUGAGGAAGUUGUGGUUUCAAUGGAACGCAAGCGCGGCUGGGACACACUCCUCAGUGCUGACACCCACCACAAUGCAGUGGGUCUGCUGGCCAGGGAGAUGCGCCAUGUCUCCAGCCCCUUGUGUUCCUGCAUCACACUCCACCUGCUGGAGCUGCUGAGCAGGGAGGAGCCCCACUUGGAGCUCCUCACCAUGGCAUUCCUUGUGGAGGUCCUGGACUGCCUGGAUAUGAGUGACUGGGGAGGCAGCAUUCUGCAGAGCCUUUCAAGGCACCUCGGGAGUGAGUGCCCAGAGAUGCGUCGCCUGGCGCUCCGAGGCCUCCUGGUGCUCACCCAGGAUCCUGUGAUGGCUGAUGGUGUGCAGAGCCUGACAGAAAGCCUCCUGGAGCUACUGUGGGAUGCAGAUGGAGAGCUGGUGGGGAUGGCCCUCUCUGUACUCAUCAAUCAAGUCCAGGACAGAGACAUCCCAAUCUCCACCCCCACUGCCCUGGAACUGGCUGAGGCACUCCAGACACUCUUUGGCCACGACAACAUCCAUGUGCAGCUGCUCUCCAUUUACCUCUUCCAAAAGGUGAUGGAGUUGGCAGUGGAUAAGAGCAAACAACUCCUGAAGACACACGUCAUCUACAGCCUGCUCCCACUUUUUUUCCACUGGCAUCAUGAGAACCAGGACGUGGCAGAAGCCUCUCGGGGAGCACUGCUUCGUGCACUCAGGUUCCUGAAGAGAAGGGAUCUCAAGAACCUGCUGGAGGCAGACAAGCCCUGGUGUUUCUUUGACUGCCUGCUGGAAAGCGAGAAGAAACGAGUGGUGGAGUUCAUGUGGCAGGCCCUGCCAUUCCUGGAGAGCCCACAGGAGCCCCUGCAAGAGUUGGCCCUCAGGUUCAUUGGGAUCGCCGGGAGGUACCUCAGGAAGGGGCAGGAGGAGGACGAGCUCAUCACAGAGGUCAUCACUGACACCCUUCAAGGCAUGACUGCUGACAGCCCUGCCAUCUCAAGGCUGGCAGCUAAAACCUUGAAAAUCAUCAAGGGUGUCCAGAAAUCUAAACCUUAA